GCUUCGUAGUUGUACCUCCUGAAGCUUUGUCAGUAACGCGCUGGCGUACCUCUAGUCGCUGGGCAGGUUCCUCUGGAACAGUGCGAAAUGGUCUUCGGAACGUGUUGCAGACAAUUAUGGACACUUUACACAUUUGUCUCGACCGUUCACAUUGGACUCACCGCAGAGGCUCACAUGGAGCCACCUAAAAUUACGCCGUUCAGCUUUGCAAAGUCAAUUAAGCCUGGUGGAAAUGCACGAACAACAUGCCUUGUUGAAGCCGGAGACAAUCCAAUGACGUUUUCUUGGUUGCGGAACGGACUCGAUGCCGCCACUUCAAGAAACGUCCACAUCAAGUCCGACACCGACUACUCGAUAUUGACCAUUCACCCCGUGGGCGUCUUCAACGUUGGAAAUUACACAUGUAUUGUCAAGAACAAAGCAGGCUUUGACAGCUACACAGCCAUCUUGGACGUUGAAGCACCCCCUACAUGGAAACGUGAACCCACAAACACCAGAGGAAUUCUCGGGACAACAGUGACCAUAGACUGUUUCGCUACUGGAUCGCCGUCGGCUAAGAUGCGUUGGCUUAGGCUGGAAGAAGGCUCAGAAAAUACGAGGGAGCUUAGGAUCUCGGGAAGGCCAAGGGUGGUUGCUCAUUUCAAUGGAACAUUGGUUAUAUCUGUCCUGAACUUCCAAGACAUUGGUCGAUAUGUUUGCGAAGCUGACAACGGAAUUCCUCCGCCUCUCAGGAAAGUGGUGGACCUAAGAGUGCUUGAGUUGAUGGCACGCUGGUUCUAA
Molecule: messenger RNA, 780 nt
Organism: Ornithodoros turicata
Lineage: Eukaryota; Metazoa; Arthropoda; Arachnida; Ixodida; Argasidae
Product: cell adhesion molecule Dscam2-like
Exons: 5
Coding region: 88-780 (230 amino acids)
Biological process (GO): homophilic cell-cell adhesion
Cellular component (GO): plasma membrane
Source: RefSeq, a predicted model, not a curated record